Messenger RNA from Histoplasma capsulatum G186AR, 1044 nucleotides. RefSeq lists its product as uncharacterized. Lineage: Eukaryota; Fungi; Ascomycota; Eurotiomycetes; Onygenales; Ajellomycetaceae. Gene Ontology annotation, cellular component: Smc5-Smc6 complex; nucleus. Gene Ontology annotation, molecular function: ubiquitin-protein transferase activity. Gene Ontology annotation, biological process: DNA damage tolerance; double-strand break repair via homologous recombination. The coding region runs from base 43 to 1044 and encodes 333 amino acids. The record is from RefSeq and is a predicted model, not a curated record. The transcript is spliced from 3 exons.
CUACAUGCGACACGCGUCAUCGAGUCAUUGGAAAUUGUCGAAAUGGAAGCAAACGAGAGCUACAACGAUAGCCACCGCGCGCUCCUGCAGGCCUUCAUGGCGCGCUCAACAAUGACCUACGAACAAGCAAAGCCUGUUUUGGCUGCGAUAUUUACUGCUCGAGACAACCAAGAAACCCUCCCCGAAGACAUCACCCAAGCCGACCUCUCAAACUACAUCGCCACGAUAAACACUGCCAUAUCCCCCUUCGAUCUCGAAAUUAGGUCCACCAGGCACCAGACAGACCCCACCCGUAUCUAUGUCCUUGUCAACACCACCAGCGACCCCCUCACCCAGCUGGCCACUACCUACAACGCCAACGAAAUCGCCUUCGUCAAACGUGUCCUGGACGCCAUGUUCGAUACCCACAAUACUCCGCGCCUGGAGGCGAUGGCCGUGUCGUCCAUGCAGGUCGCACAGCUGGCGAAGGCACCCAGUGCUUCCGAAAGACGGGAGUCGGCUCCUGCAAAUAGCACGCCAGCUGCUGGUGCGCCGCAAUCGCUGGGAAUACGCGAGGCGGAUGACGUGAUGAAGAGGCUCGUGGAGGAAGGGUGGCUUGAGGAGAGUCGAAGGGGAUAUUUUACGCUUAGCCCACGCGCGCUGACGGAGUUGCGCGGGUGGCUGGUCGCGACGUAUAAUGAGGACGAGGAGGACUCUGGUACGGAGGGUUCUGGGCGGAUUGCUAAGAUCAAGACUUGUUUGGGCUGUAAGGAUAUUAUCACUGUGGGCCAACGAUGUUCGCAGCGUCAAUGCCCCGGCCGUCUCCACGACAUCUGCACACAGAACUUCUUCCGCCGCCAACAAGCAGAGACAUGUCCUGUUUGUAAAUCGAAAUGGACUGGUGAACACUUUGUGGGCGAACGGGCCAUCGUUGCUGCUAAUCGGCCGUCAACCGCACGGAGGCGGAGUGGACGUCCGGCGGAAGGAGCUGAAAGUUUUGGCGAUCAAGAUGGUGGUGAGGAUGAUGGUGAUGAUGGUGGUGAGAUGGCGGACGUCGCUGGAUGA